Molecule: messenger RNA, 1422 nt
Organism: Phalaenopsis equestris
Lineage: Eukaryota; Viridiplantae; Streptophyta; Magnoliopsida; Asparagales; Orchidaceae
Product: UDP-galactose/UDP-glucose transporter 3-like
Exons: 7
Coding region: 153-1139 (328 amino acids)
Biological process (GO): UDP-galactose transmembrane transport
Cellular component (GO): Golgi membrane; endoplasmic reticulum membrane
Molecular function (GO): UDP-glucose transmembrane transporter activity; UDP-galactose transmembrane transporter activity
Source: RefSeq, a predicted model, not a curated record
CCCCCACGAAUCGAAGUGUGGCCGCGAUUCGAACUUCCUCCCUUCGAAUUCCAGCCGUUCUCUCCUUCAAACCCUUCCCUGCGUUAUCGCCGGCUUCCGGCCGGCAGAUCUGGAAGUGUUACGGCGGCACGAUCCGCCUCCACACUCCCAUUAUGGAGGUCCCCGUAGGUGUCCCUCGCGUUCUGGUAUUGGCCUUCUGUGUGGCUGGCAUCUGGGCCUCCUAUAUAUACCAAGGCAUUCUUCAGGAGACCGUAUCUACUAAACGCUUUGGACCGGAUGGGAAGCGCUUCGAGCAUCUUGCGUUCCUGAAUCUGGCUCAAAAUGUGAUUUGUUAUAUCUGGUCUUUGAUGAUGAUUAAUCUUUUUUCGAGAAGAUCUUCCGGCGGUGCUCCAUUGUGGAGUUAUUGGAGCGCCAGUAUCACAAACACAAUUGGUCCGGCGAUGGGGAUUGAAGCUCUCAAGUACAUAAGUUACCCUGCUCAGGUCCUGGUGAAGUCAUCAAAGAUGAUUCCAGUUAUGCUGAUGGGUACCCUUGUAUAUGGCAUUAAGUACACUUUGCCAGAAUAUAUAUGCACUUCCCUCGUUGCUGGAGGCAUAUCCGCAUUUGCACUAUCCAAGACAAGCUCAAAAACUAUAAGCAAGCUCGCUCACCCGAAUGCGCCCUAUGGUUAUGGACUCUGCUUCUUAAACUUAGUUUUUGAUGGUUUUACGAACGCAACCCAAGAUUCUAUCAAAGAAAGAUACCCAAAGACUAGCGCGUGGGAGAUUAUGCUGGGAAUGAACCUUUGGGGGACAAUAUAUAAUGUCAUCUACAUGUUUGGGUGGCCGAAUGCUGCCGGUUAUGCUGCGGUGAGUUUCUGCAAAGAGCAUCCUGAGGUGGCAUGGGAUAUUCUCUUGUUUUGCCUUUGUGGAGCUGUGGGCCAAAACUUUAUUUUCCUGACAAUCAGCCGCUUUGGCUCUCUUGCCAACACUACCAUCACCACGACUCGCAAGUUUGUCAGCAUUGUUGUAUCCUCUCUGCUGAGCGGCAAUCCUCUAUCAGUAAAGCAAUGGGGUAGCGUUUUCAUGGUUUUUUCUGGUCUGUCCUACAGUAUCUUUCUCAAGUGGAGGAAGCUCCAAAAGAAGAAGAGAACUAAAUGAGCUAUUAUUAUUUGCUUUUCUUUUCCUUCUUUGAAUGAGCUAUUAUUAUUUGGCUUUUUUUUUUUUUUUUACAUCUUUGAUUGCUAGAUCUAAGAUGGGUUGUUCGUGAUACAAAUGUACUAUCUUCCGUCUGUAUACUGAGUGGUGACUCUAUCAGGGCUCAACCAUAGAAUGCUUAGACUAUGAAGAAAGUGUAUAAGAAUGCUAUAUACUGAUUUUCGGAGUAGUGUUACUGGGAGGCUAAUUUAACUGCCUUGGAGCUCGGUCAAACUUAUUCUGCUAA